Molecule: messenger RNA, 495 nt
Organism: Spodoptera litura
Lineage: Eukaryota; Metazoa; Arthropoda; Insecta; Lepidoptera; Noctuidae
Product: endocuticle structural glycoprotein SgAbd-5-like
Cellular component (GO): chitin-based extracellular matrix
Molecular function (GO): structural constituent of chitin-based larval cuticle
Source: RefSeq, a predicted model, not a curated record
UGUGAGAUUCGUCACUUCACUGUAUCCAUCCGUGAAAUCAGCACUUCAAACAUGAAACUGAUCGUAGCUCUCUGCUUGGUCGCGGUGGCGGUUGCUGCCCCUCCCUCAAGGGCAAACUACUCCCCAGACAAUGUUCAAAUUGUCAAAUAUGACAACGACAACCUGGGACUCGGAGACUACAGAUUCGCUUUUGAACUGACCGAUGGUACUGGCGCAGAGCAACAGGCUGAGCUCAGGAACGCGGGUAAGGAGGACGAGUCCAUCGCUGUGAAGGGUUCCUUCACCUGGGUGGGACCUGACGGUGUGUUCUACCGUGUCAACUACGUUGCUGACGACAACGGUUACCAGCCCGAGAUUGAACAGGGUCCCGGAGGAGCCGUCCCACCCGCAGUCGUUGCUUCUCUCCUUGGUUAAUUUAUAAGACUUUGUUGUUUAAUUUAUUGUAUUACCAAAAAUAUGUAUAAUAUUACUAUUAAAAUUGUUGACUAAAUUGUA